Molecule: messenger RNA, 930 nt
Organism: Erinaceus europaeus (western European hedgehog)
Lineage: Eukaryota; Metazoa; Chordata; Mammalia; Eulipotyphla; Erinaceidae
Product: olfactory receptor 9G9-like
Exons: 1
Coding region: 13-930 (305 amino acids)
Biological process (GO): sensory perception of smell; G protein-coupled receptor signaling pathway
Cellular component (GO): membrane
Molecular function (GO): G protein-coupled receptor activity; olfactory receptor activity; odorant binding
Source: RefSeq, a predicted model, not a curated record
GUCUCUACAGCCAUGGAGAGGAGCAAUCACACAGUCACAGAAUUCAUCCUGGUGGGCUUCACUACAGACCCCACGAUGCAGCUGGUCCUCUUUGUGCUGUUCCUGGGAGUGUACUCUCUCACCCUGGUGGGAAACACCACCCUCAUAGCCUUGAUCUGCAAUGACUCCAGGCUACACACACCCAUGUAUUUUUUCAUUGGGAAUCUUUCUUUCCUGGAUCUCUGGUAUGCCACUGUCUACACCCCAAAGAUCCUAGUUAUAUGCAUCUCUGAAGACAAGAGCAUCUCCUUUGCUGGCUGUGCAGCUCAGUUCUUCUUCUCAGGUGGACUGGCCUACACUGAGUGCUACCUGUUGGCUGCCAUGGCUUAUGACCGCUACAUGGCCAUCUCUAAGCCUCUGCUGUAUGCUCAGGCCAUGCCCAUAAAGCUCUGUGCCUUUUUGGUCAUGUCCUCCUACCUUGGUGCCUUUAUAAACUGUUCCAUCAUCUCCAAAAGAAUUUUCACCAUGAACUUUUGUGGGGACAAUGUCAUAGAUGAUUUCUUCUGUGAUUUACUACCGCUGUUAAAGUUGGCUUGCGGCAGAAAGUUAGACUACCAACCAUUACUGUAUUUCCUCCUGGCCUCCAACGUCAUCACCCCCACAGUGCUCAUCCUGGCCUCCUACCUCUUCAUCAUUGCCACCAUUUUGAGGAUCCGCUCCACCCAGGGCCGUCUCAAAGCCUUCUCCACGUGCUCCUCCCACCUGCUCUCUGUCACUCUAUAUUAUGGCUCCAUUCUCUACAUCUAUGCCAUCCCCCGGUCCAGUUCUUCUUUGGGCACAGACAAAAUAGUUUCUACAUUUUACACUGUGGUAUUUCCCAUGUUGAAUCCCAUGAUCUAUAGUCUGAGGAAUAAAGAUAUAAAAGAGGCUUUGAAUAAGAUAUUUAAAUAA